GCAGAGAGAACACAAGUGCUGAGUGAUCGUGCGAGACUGGCUGCGCUUGCCUGCUGUGGACGCUGCUGUUUGUUUGCUGACUGGAGGGCAGUUCUGCCUGCGCCACGCCGAGGGGAACCGCCUGUCGCCAAAAAGCUAACAGCACGCUCUUCACACAGUCUGAGCUGGGAUCGAGUGCAGGUCUCUACUGCAGAACUUAUUGACGGCCAUUAUGCUGAGGCUUCACGCUUUGUUGACUGUCCUGCUCACUCACCUGUAGUCUCCUGUGUCCGGUGAGCGAGCGUGAGGGAGGACCGGUUUUGGAACUCAGCCCACAGCCAAUCAGAAGGCCAGCUGCAUGGGGGUUCUAGUGUGUUGCGAUUGCUUCUUUUAUAGGAAGUCUAAAACGAAGCCCAAUGGAAAGAAGCCUCCAGCUGAAGAGAAGAAGCACUAUUUGGAGCCGGAGUACACUAAAGUGCGGGUGGUGGACUUCGACCUCAAAGAGCUGGUGGUGCUGCCCAGAGAGAUAGACCUCAACGAAUGGCUGGCCAGCAACACAACAACCUUCUUCAAUCUCAUCAACCUGCAGUAUAGCACAAUCUCAGAGUUUUGCACUGGCGACACAUGUCAAGCCAUGACGGCGUGUAAUACAAUAUACUACUGGUAUGAUGAGAGGGGGAAGAAGACCAAGUGUACAGGACCUCAGUAUGUGGACUUUGUCAUGAGUUUAGUGCAGAAACUAGUGACGGAUGAGGAAAUCUUCCCAACGAAAUAUGGGAAAGAGUUCCCCAACUCGUUUGAGUCUCUGGUGAAGAAGAUCUGCCGGUACCUGUUCCACGUGCUGGCACACAUCUACUGGGCGCACUUUAAGGAGACGGUGGCGCUGGAGCUGCAGGGACACUUGAACACGCUGUAUGCACAUUUUAUCGUCUUUGUGAGGGAAUUCAAUCUGGUCGACCCAAAGGAGACAUGCAUCAUGGAUGACCUGUCGGAGGUGCUGUGCACCCCUCUGCCCCCCUCCCCGCAACAGAACCACGUGACAGAAAGAUGAGCUGCCAGCAGUGCCGCCGAGCCCCAUUAGCGCAGAAGAAAAGGAGGAUGAAGAGGGAGUGAGACAAGGCCCUGGGCAGGGCCGGGCUGCUGGCAGGACUCGCAGACCCUUUGACAUCCUGAUCACUUUUUUACCACCAUAAGAAUUGGUCAAAGGGGCGGAGCAUGGGGGGAAGGCAGUGCCUCUGACCAGUGCACACUGGUGUGGAUUCCCCCUUCCAAAAAAACAGCCCAACUCUCUACCUUGCAAUCUGACUAGGAACAAUGUUUGUUUAUUUUUUUAAUUGCUUUUAUCUUUUCGUUUUUAUUUAUUCUUGGAGGAUGUGUGUUGUUUUAUGGGGAUGGUGUUUUCAAAUUGGCCCUUAGUACCUUAUCAAUACCUAAGACGUGAGACUAAGGCACUGUCUUGCGCUAUUAGACAACGUUAUAGAGACACACAUUGAAAAUCUAGCGCCCCCUCAUGGAGAAAUAAUUAUUACAAGGUGCCAGCUGCCCUGACUGUUAGUUCUCUGUGACUGGGACUUCACUGUAAACGUUCAUUCCAGUCAAGCUGGUUCCAAUUCACUUGUUGUCUCCAUUCGUCGCUCCUAAUCGUACCUGUCUCCUCCCUCUCUCCUGUUCCUUCGUCCAUAGUUAAAUUCUAUUCUGAUGUGCUCAGACGUUUUGAGAGGUCACGCAAUACUUAAACACCAGAGAUGAAUGUCUUAGAGGGUUUUGAUGACCAGAAUGGUCAUCUCUUCUCUCUCAUACAGUGACCAGCUUGAAGCUGGUGGAAUGUGGAUAUGAUGGCAUACAGAAUGGGUGAGAUUGAUGAUGUGGGUAGAUGACACAGGUGGUUUCUGCCUGGGAUGAAUUCACCCUUUUUGUGGCAAUCCAUUUACUGGGUCAGACUGAUGAGGAUCCAUCCUCCAGGGUCACAGACUUUUUCAGUUUGUUUUUAUUUUUUCUUUUUAUGUUAUCAAAGAGGUCAUGGAAAUUAUGGCAACCUACUCGUAUGUAGAACAUGCACAUUCUGCUUGCAGUUUUAAGAAAUAGAUUGUAACUAUAUAGAGAAAAUCGCAAGUGGGUUAUGUCAGAAUAGCCUCCAUGGAGGGAGACUCGUCUCCGCUUUUAUUUUAUUUAUUUUUGACUUUUUAUUUGCAGGGUUCUUCAGUUCUCGCUUUCUUUUAUGUAUUUUAAUUAUCUAAGUUAAGGCAAUUUAUUAUUUUAAGCUCUGCAAAUUAUAAUCUAAUAAAAAAUGGAAAAAAAAACAACCUGACUCAAGCUGUUUUACCUUAGCAGUAAUAUUAAAACCAAGCUGUAAAAAAACUUCUGCUUAGUAGAUUUCUUAUGUAAGGAUCUCCAGCAUUAGUGAACCUCAGUAUCAUUAGGGAUGAUUGAAACAAGUUGUGCGAGUAAUAUUAGCAUGAAAUUUAAGUAGCAAUUGAUAUUUGCUUUUUACAGUUCAUUUCUGUAUAGCUAUUUUAAAGGAAUGGUUCAGCGAAGAAAUCACAUGUACACAAUUUUCCACUCAACCUAAAUGUAGUCAGUCAGUCAAAACAUGUUGGUGUCCAACUUUUGCUUCUGUAGUUCCUUAGUAUCACUGGUGCUACGAGGCUGACGUUCCUAACAAACAUUAGGUCGCCCAAGCCUUUCCUUUAUUGUGCCGAAUUCUGCCAUAGAAUAUCAGAGACCCUCUCUCUACUUUAAGAAUCCCAGAGAAUGUGUAGAGAGGAGAAUCUCCACUCAGUAAUGCGUUCUGGGUUUUUAUAGGCACCAGAGGGCGCUCCUGAGUGAGGCCAAAGUAAAUGGGUUAAUAUGGAGCAUUUGAGCACAAUCAUAGUUUGUAAGUGCCUAAACAUUUUUAUAUAGAUGAAUGUAUUCAGUUACUGAACACAGAGCAGCACAAAACACUGCUGUUAUAUUUUUAAGUGUUUUUGAACUGUUACAGGUCUUCAUAAGGACACUUCAUGUACAUUAACCUCAGUGACUGCAAACUGCUUCACUCAGCCAAUGAGCUGAUCAGGUCGCCAACCAAUCAGCACUCAGUAGCAUUAAUGCUAAUAUCUUACUGCGCAAAACCUGGCAAAUACACCUUUCUACUUUCUAAAAUUAAAGGAAAGUCCCGGAUAAGUGGUUAGAAACUUCUUCAACUUUUCGUUUGUAGCCGUUUAGCUCCAUUCACCCCCAUUCAUUGAGGGCUCGCUCGCGGGCGCCCUCUGGCGUCCUGUUUCUGAUAUAACGGGAGGAAUAGCUCAAUUUCUCUUGUUUCUGUCUUUAAGCUGCUAUUUUCAGACAGGAAAUUCACGAUUAACAGUUAAUUUACUGUUACACGGUGAGGGUUUGUUCAUUUGUGUAGUUCACAUUAAGUCCACCAUGUCUUAAAGCACAUCGACAAGUCAGCGCAGCCUCAAUGAAGAUUUGUAUACGGUGUGAGCGGUUUGAGAGGUUUGUGGAUGUGUUCACAGAAAAGAUGUGGGGUGUCUGGUGACUGAUCAUGUUUGUUAGCUACAUUAGCCUCGUAACUCAAGAGUUUAACUAAAGGAGCAAAUAUAUAUCUCGGGUAAGUGUAAAAUUGUGUAAAUUUGAACUAUUUAAGCGCCGCUGUGGAAGAAAGCAGAUCAUGCCCCAUAAAAGCUCUUUUCUUUUAACUUUAUUUUUGAAACGAUAAAAUAUACAACUGAUGUUCAUUUGUUAGUGUUUC
Molecule: messenger RNA, 3712 nt
Organism: Colossoma macropomum (tambaqui)
Lineage: Eukaryota; Metazoa; Chordata; Actinopteri; Characiformes; Serrasalmidae
Gene: mob2a
Product: MOB kinase activator 2a
Exons: 5
Coding region: 338-1030 (230 amino acids)
Biological process (GO): positive regulation of protein phosphorylation; signal transduction
Cellular component (GO): cytoplasm; nucleus
Molecular function (GO): protein kinase activator activity
Source: RefSeq, a predicted model, not a curated record